This is a messenger RNA of Mytilus californianus (California mussel), 3499 nucleotides long. RefSeq lists its product as uncharacterized. Lineage: Eukaryota; Metazoa; Mollusca; Bivalvia; Mytilida; Mytilidae. The transcript has 17 exons. Gene Ontology annotation, cellular component: membrane. The record is from RefSeq and is a predicted model, not a curated record. The coding region runs from base 151 to 3111 and encodes 986 amino acids.
UUUAUAUCUUUUCAGAUCAUAAACAGAAAUCUUAACUUUUUGCUGUACUGGAAAUUAUGUAUUAGCAAGUCAAAACAUUUUAUUCCGGGGAGCUUCAAAUAGUUCCCCUUUUCGAUGUCAAACCCAAUUAAUAACUCUCGAAUUUAAAUCAUGUUCUACCAAUUUCAGUGCAAAAACCAGGAUUUGUCUAUUGCUUUUUAUCAAAAAUUUACAUAUAAAAUAUUAUGGUUUCCAGAUGCAUCAAAAGUUAGACUUGUGGAUGGAAAAUCCCUUUACAAAAAUGGCGUUGAAGUUUAUGAGGGACGCUUAGAGGUGUUUUACAAUAACGAAUGGGGCAAUGUCUGUGAUAAUGGCUUCAAUCAGACGUCAGCUAGAGUGGUUUGUAGAAUGUUGGGAUUUGAAGGUAAUGCGGUGAUGAAUUUAAAUUAUCGUUAUGGAAAUAAGCCAAUAACUCUUGACGAUGUUACAUGUAUUGGUUCUGAAAAGGACAUAAUGGACUGUAAACAUACAACCUGGCGAACUCAUAACUGCAAUCACGAAGAGGAUGUAGGCGUUCGAUGUGAGCAGAUGUGGAGAAUAAGCAGAUUUAAAGAAGACGUAGUACUUGAGUUUUUCAUGAAUAAUUCCUAUGUGCAAGUGUGUAACACAAAUGUUGCUGACGAAAAGGUGUGCCAAAUGCUUGGUAUUGAAAGCAAAGAUUUUGCCAUCGAUGUCAUUCCUUCAUCCCAGAAAGCUCGACGCUUUGUGGAUUUGAACUGUAAGGGAACCGAAAUGCUGUUAUCACAGUGCAAAAGAACGAUUCAUUUACUGGGUGAAUGCAAGGCUAGGUCGAAUGCUUUUAGAUGCUUUGGGCAGAGACUGACACACGGUAAUACACCUUACAAUGGACGAUUAGAGCUUCAUCAUGACGGACAGUGGGGAACUGUUUGUGAUGAUGGUUUCGGCGAUGACCAGGCAUCUGUAGUUUGCAGAUAUUUAGAACUAUCUUGGAAUGGACGGUUUUCCUACGAGUUUAAAGAUUGGAGUGCCGGUUCAAACUACCUACUAGACGACAUUGUCUGUACCGGAAGAGAAUCAAGUAUAGUAAAAUGCAGACACACGUCCUGGAAUACUCACAACUGUGACACCACACACAGAGAAGAUGUUGGUAUUCAAUGCUCACCAGAUGAAAUGGCUCUUACACUUGAAGGUGGCAAUAAGCCGAAUGAAGGAAUAGCUCAGAUUAUGUUAGGGAAACAGAGAACCAAUAUAUGCAGCUUGGGAUUCGAUAAAAAAGAUGCCAUCGUCUUUUGUCGGGAAUUUAACGGUAAUUACCGACAUGUUGUAGUAGUAUCAAGGCAUACAUGCAAUACAUCAUCAGACGACAUAUAUCAAGAAAGUUUCAACUGUACUGGAAAUGAAACAAAGCUUGUACUCUGUCCACGUUAUUCUGUAAGAUGUCCAAGUGAAUCGAAAGCAGCUAUCGUCUGUGAUCCAACACAUUCUUCAGUGGAGUUAGAAGUACCAUCCCCUAUGAUAGUUAAUAAACCUGUGAAUAUAACAUGCUCUGCCACCGGUGGUAGUCCAGUGCCUGACAUUUGGUGGAACUGUUGUAAUGAUGACAACGCUACACAUGUGGUAUUGUCUGAGAAUCAGAUAUUGUCAGUUUUAGAAUUUAUGCCUUCCAGAGAAUGUAAUGCAGAGACAUGUACGUGUUUUGUUCAUCAUUCUGAGACGACGUUUCCUGAAAUUCAAAAAGCAGAAAACCUUGUAGUGUAUUAUCCUGUAAGAGGUGAUUUGAAUGUAACAGUUCCAAUUCUUAUUGAACAUCAUCAAGACAUUUUGACAUGUGAGGUUUUUGACGGAAAUCCUUUGCCAGAUAUUUGGUGGACAUGCAGCGGAAUGCCAUAUGAUAAUGUCACAUCGGUUGUCACACACAAUUCAUCUACUUCGAUCUUGUAUUUGACACCCACUGCUGAUUACCACAAUAAAACGUGUACCUGUAUCGGGAGGCAAAUUAACACAACGUUUGAAGAAAUAUCCAAACCAGCAGUGUUGCAUGUGUUAUAUUCAGUAAAUGAGGUGACAGUGUCUUCCACUGACCUCUUGGCUGGACUCCGAUCUUAUCUCAUUUGCCGGGUUGCUGGUGGUAAUCCAAAGCCAGAUGCAAAAUGGUUUUGUGAUGGCGAAUUGCAAACAUUUUUUUUAAUUAGAUCACCAGACGCCGUAAUAGCACUGAUGUCAUUUAUUCCAACUGCAGCUCAUGAGGGCAAGCGAUGUACAUGUGUUGUAAGCCAGCCUGGAACAAUUUUUAACGAAUUGUCACAAUCAUUGGUUCUUCGUGUAACACGAGUAAACAACGAAACAAAAAAUCGAUUUGUGAACGAAGGAUUAAGCACUCUCGAUGAAACGACAGUUCACCAAAUUUAUAGUACAAAUGAAGACAUAAAGGCCAGAUCUGUGACUGAAGGCUAUGCAGUUGGCGGAUAUAGCACUGUGGAGGAAACGACAACUCUUCAAUCGUAUACUCGAAAUGAUGUCAUAAAAGCCAAAUAUGGUACUGAAGGCUAUGCGGGUAAAAUAACAGAAACAAAAAUUGGCGGAUAUAGCACUGCGGAGGAAACGACAACUCUUCAAUCGUAUACUCGAAAUUAUGUCAUAAAAGCCAAAUAUGGUACUGAAGGCUAUGCAGUCAGCAGUACAUACAGAAAAGAGCCGAGUAAACAAAUGACAACUUCUCUGAGCAGUGAAUCUAAUGAAGAAUCAUUUACAAAUGGCAGUCAAUACGUCAACACUACAGACAAUGACUCUCUCUCGCUUUUAACACAGGCUAAUGAAACCAAAGGAGAGUUAUAUCUUACACGGACAAAGGAAGAUACAACUGCCAAGUCCUACACAGACAAAGGCACAGAUAGGAGUAUGGAUGAUUCGUCUGGAUUAACUAAGGUACAUGUAUCAACAAUUGUCGGCGGUAGUAUCGGCCUAGUCGUGCUCUGUAUCGUCAUAUUCAUCGUCUUCAAAUUAAAGAAAAAAACAGAAUUAGCAGAGAAAGCCGAUUAUAGUUAUGUGAAUGCUGUAUAUCAACCGCCUGAAAGCCAAAACAGUGAAAACGAACCUAUAUUCACAGAAUAGUUGGUUUUGUCUUGAGUAUAAUAUUGUAACGAUAACGUGAAAAAAAAUUAUUCAGAACACCUGCAAUAUAUGUUUCUUUUUAACUUAUUUUUAAGUUAUUUUGUAAUGUUUUUAUCUAUUUGUUGUAUUGUAGAUUGUUUAGUUUGAGUAUAAGUGCCUCUUAUUUAUACUAAAAGUCAAAAUGGAUUGGAACCAAGUAAAGCAUUAUUCUCUGCAUUAUCAAGCCUGUUGUAUUUUGAAACAAUCAAUAUUUAUGAAUCAAUGUAGCAGCAAUUGAAAUUUUUUUUUCAAAGGAAUGCGAAAGAUACAAAAGGGACAUUCAAACUUAUAAGUCUUUAACUCAAUUAAAAUCGCAAACCCUCGAUCGUUACGCUAAGAAACAGUUGAA